This is a messenger RNA of Arachis duranensis, 682 nucleotides long. RefSeq lists its product as uncharacterized. The record is from RefSeq and is a predicted model, not a curated record. NCBI's taxonomy places the organism in Eukaryota, Viridiplantae, Streptophyta, Magnoliopsida, Fabales, Fabaceae. The transcript is spliced from 2 exons. The coding region runs from base 273 to 539 and encodes 88 amino acids.
UGGGUAUAUUAAAGAAAAUGUUUAGCAUGGUCUAAACAAGCAUAUCGGUAAAAUAUGAGAACAGGAAUAAGCCACCAGAUUAGUUAGGACUUAGGACCCAUAAAACACUAACAAACUCGGCAUUUGGAACACUGGCACGUGUCAAUUAAUUUCCAGCAAAACUUCGACAUUGAAUUGGCCAUGAAAACUUGAUCAUGAAUGCGUUUUUUUGUUAUCAUCUUUCCUCUCGUUUGAACUGAAUAACACGGUUACAUUACAGAAUACAAAGUAAUAUGGGAACAGACGAAACUUUUCCAGCGGCAGACGUUGCUGCGGAGCUAAAUCCCGGAAAUAAUACACGGGUUCAAGUUGAUCCGGUAUCAUCCGAGGUGGCGGCCGCCAAGGAAAUUCAGGAACAAGCUGAGGCUGAAGAUAAGAAGAAGGAAAGGCGAAAGAAGGAAGCGUUGCAAAAGCUGAAAUCAGGCAUUAUAAUCUCUGCGGUAGUUGUGGCUGUGGCAGGUGCUGCCUUUGCCAUUGCCAAGAAGUUGAGAGAGAAAUGACAUCACCUUCAUAGAGAUUUAAUUUUUCUAGGUUAGUUUUACAUUAGUUCACAUUCUUCCUUUUUUUUUUUAAUUCUCAAUAAAUUCCCAGCCCCCAACAUUAUUAUUCCUAUUGAGAUGAUCAUCAUCAUGUAUGCUUUUUU